CAGAUUUAGGAUAAAAGUACGAAAGCUGUACUGUAUACAAACAGGAAGGAUUGUAUCAGGAGUAAUUUGCUCAAGGAUUAAAGGAGUGCACGCAUGCAGUCAGCAGGAUGGACGCGCUUUGGAUGUGCCUUUGGAUUCUUUUGAGAAUAACAGAAGCAUAUGGUUCAAAUGUGUGCACCUCCAGGGGUGCAGGCACAUGUAAGGAGUGUCUGGCCGUGCACCCCAGCUGUGCGUGGUGCGUCCAAGCGGAAUUUGAUCAUGGCAAGGCUAGCUCAUCCCGCUGUGACAGGAAAGCCAACCUGGUGGAUGCGGGGUGCGCUCCUUCGGCCGUUGAGUCUCCAAACAGUCGAAUGCAGGUGAUAGAAGACCGGCCCCUUAGUAAAAAGGCGGCAGGGGCUACGCUGGAUGUGACCCAGAUCAAGCCCCAAAAACUCCAUAUUACUCUCAGGCCUGACGAUGCCAAGCGCUUUACUGUAAAGGUGCGCCAGGUGGAGGACUACCCCGUGGAUCUCUACUACCUCAUGGACCUUUCAUACUCUAUGAACGAUGACCUCUAUCGCUUAAGGACACUGGGCAAGGGCUUGGCUGAGGCAAUGAACCGCACAACCAGCAACCUGCGCAUGGGUUUUGGAGCCUUUGUGGACAAACCCAUCUCCCCUUACAUGUAUAUCUCUCCCAAGGAGGCUGUCAAGAACCCUUGUUACAGCAUAAACACCACCUGCCGGCCCCAGUUUGGCUACAAGCACGUUCUGUCGCUGACAGAUAAAGUAAGCCGUUUCACAGAGGAAGUCAGGAAGCAGAUGGUAUCCAGGAACCGGGACGCUCCCGAGGGAGGCUUUGACGCUAUUCUCCAGGCGGCUGUUUGUAAGGAACAGAUCGGCUGGCGUCCCGGUGCGUCCCACCUCCUGAUUUUCACCUCUGACGCCAAGACGCACAUGGCUUUAGACGGUCGCCUCGCUGGAAUCGUGCAGCCCAAUGACGGACGGUGUCACCUCAACUCUGCCAAUAUGUACAGCAUGUCUACCACCAUGGAUUACCCGUCCCUUGCUCUCAUCACGGAGAAGAUGUCAGAGAACAACAUUAACCUUAUUUUUGCUGUCACCAACCCCGUGGUUUCUUUGUACCAGAACUACAGCGAGCUCAUUCCCGGCACCACGGUGGGAACGCUGUCCAACGACUCUGGCAAUGUUAUUCAGCUCAUUUUAAAAGCUUACGCUAAAAUCCGCUCCAAAGUUGAGCUGGAGCUUCUGGGCGUCCCAGAGGAGCUGUCCCUCUCCUUCAAUGCCACGUGUUUGAAUGGAGAAGUCAUCCCAGGCCUGAAGUCCUGCUCCGGACUUAAGAUAGGAGACACGGUGUCUUUCAGCGUAGAGGCCCGAGCCAGAGCCUGCCCCAAACAAAAGAAAAAGAAGACCUUCAUCAUCAAACCAGUGGGCUUCAAGGACUCUCUUUCCAUCACCGUCACCAUCGAGUGCGACUGCAAAUGCCAGAACAAAGCUCAGCCCAACAGCCCCAAAUGUCACCACGGAAAUGGCACCUUCCAAUGCGGCAUUUGCUCGUGUCACCCGGGGCGCCUGGGCCCGCACUGCGAGUGCGCCGAGGGUGACUACAGCCCGGCUGAGCAGGACCGCUGCACGGAGGCCGGCGCGUCUGGCGUGUGCAGCGGGCGGGGAGAUUGCGUGUGCGGCCAGUGUGUGUGCCACAGCAGCGACUUUGGGAAAGUGUGGGGAAAGCUGUGCGAGUGCGAUGACUUCAAUUGCCUUCGUUACAAAGGAGAACUCUGCUCUGGCCACGGCCAGUGCAACUGCGGCUUCUGCCAGUGCGCCCCCGACUGGCAGGGAGAGAACUGCAACUGCUCCACCCGCACUGACACCUGCAUGUCGCACCUGGGCUUGCUGUGCAGUGGGCGUGGCCAGUGUGUGUGCGGCGCCUGCGAGUGCACCCAGCCCGGAGCGUACGGGGCCACCUGCGACAAGUGUCCCACCUGCCCUGACGCAUGCACCAUGAAAAAGGAAUGUGUGGAGUGUAAACAUUUCAAGAGAGGCAAGCUGUUUGAAGACAACACAUGUGCUCGCAUAUGUAAGGAUGAGAUUGAGCUCAUGGAGGAAUUAGUCCUUCAUGACACAAAUGCAGUUAACUGCACCUACAAGGAUGAGAACGACUGCGUGCAGCGUUUCCAAUACUAUGAAGAUGCGAGUGGAAAGUCCAUGUUGUUUGUCGUCAAGGAGCCAGACUGUCCUGAGGGCCCGGACGUGUUGGUGGUGCUGCUUUCUGUGGCAGGAGCCAUCUUGUUCCUGGGUUUGGCCACAUUGCUCAUCUGGAAGCUGCUUAUCACUAUUCACGACAGGCGCGAGUUUGCUAAAUUUGAGGAAGAGCGAGCACGGGCCAAAUGGGACACGGGGCACAACCCUCUUUACAAGGGAGCCACAUCCACCUUCACAAACAUCACGUACAGAGGAAAAGACUGACGAUGGCUGAAAAUACUCCAAGGAUGAAACGGACUUCCGCUGUGGGAAGGCACAGACUCAUGUGCAGGUCUCUACUGUCACAAGGCAAUAAAUAUGAAGAAUUAUUGUUAUUUUGUAAAUAUGUAUAAAUGACUGGAGGGCUCUUGAUCAGUAAUUUGUUUCAAAACGACGCUCUGGCUUUAAUAAAUGUUGUUUUCUGUGACUGCUCAGCUACUGAUGUGUAUGUCAGCUAAUAAAAGAUACUGUACAAUAGUGAUGUUUCGAUUCAACCAUUAGCAUGACCUAAAUGACUGUGAAUCUACACAAAAAAUGUAAUAUUUAGCAAGUAUGUCAUAUUUUUUUAUGAGAAAACCGUAAGUUAAAAAUCACUUGGGCAAUAAACCUGGUCUUCGCUAACGGUAUUCUAUAAAACAAAUUUUAAAUUACACUCUACUGCCAAUCCCUGGACAUAUAAUGUAACUGCACUGUUGUUGGGUUGUAUGGGUUCAGCCCAUUCAUUACUGUGGGAAAAUAAUCAAUAAUUUCAUUUUGUAUAGAUGUUUUUUCAAUACAUAAGAUUUUUUAAAUUUUGUUUUUUUUAGUUUUCCGUUUUCCUUGUAGGAAAAAAUAAAAUGAGUAUUUCUUUAUUAGAGCAAAAUGUAUCCAUGCAUGAUUUUAGGAGUACCACAUUUCAAAGGUAGUCAGAAGGGCAGGAACAAGUUUUAGGGGUGUUGGGAUUGACCCUAAAGAAAAAACUGUGAGGUCACAAAUUUCGAUCACACCAGUCCACAGAUUAAAGUUUAGGAUUACGUAAAGAUAAUCUAUAUCCUGUCCUUUUGUAAAGUUUGGUCAGGAACAAACCAUGCUAAAGGUGGAAUAAGAAUUCAAAGGUUUUUUUUCAAAGAAGACCUGUAACUCAGUUAUGAUUGCGGAUAUAAGUACACAGGGUCCCUCUUCAGUAGGCCAGAACGAUAUUGGAAAACCCUAUCAUUGCGAUUUUUGGGGGGCUUGCGAUAUAUUGCAAUAUUAAAACUACAUGAAUUUUCACCACAUAACUUGAAUAGCCAUGUUUGGGAAAGGCCUGAACGAUAUUGGAACGAUUGGAAACAAUACACAGGUGGUCCCCAGGUCACGACUUACAUGGUUUGGCCCACAUAAGGCUGGAAGUUGUUUCCGCUAAUAUGUUUGUGCACGCAUUUGUAAGUACGUUUACAGCUACAGUUUGUGGAGUUACGUGUGAGCGAUUUGCUAUGAGAAUUGUAAAUACGAUAGCUUUCGUAGCCUUUAAGAUAGAUGACUUUUGUCAGGCUAAUUUGACUUAUUUAAUCUUCUAAAGUUCCAUAUUGAGCAGACUGGAUGGAUGUUUGAACGCCAAUUGUUUUGUGAUAAGUGUUUUAUUGUUAAAAUGUGUGUCGUUUUGAACAUAAGUGUACAUAUGUGUGUCACAGCUUUGCAAACUGUUAAAGGUGGAGGAAGUAAACAGCUUCAAAAAGCACAAUUGCCUUAUUUGAUAUCUGUAAACCUGAACAACUUCAGGUUUUGUGAGGACAGAAUAUGUCAUAUUAAUCAAGUAAAUUAAAAAAUCAGAUACUAUGAGGUACAAUAAGGUACUGUUUAUUCGAGAAAAAAAAAAAAAAAGACUGGAGACAAAAUGGCGGACGAGUCAAAAUCGCGUAACUCGAGUACGUCGUAACCCAGGGAGU
Molecule: messenger RNA, 4147 nt
Organism: Corythoichthys intestinalis (scribbled pipefish)
Lineage: Eukaryota; Metazoa; Chordata; Actinopteri; Syngnathiformes; Syngnathidae
Product: integrin beta-3-like
Exons: 16
Coding region: 108-2465 (785 amino acids)
Biological process (GO): cell migration; integrin-mediated signaling pathway; cell-matrix adhesion
Cellular component (GO): cell surface; focal adhesion; integrin complex
Molecular function (GO): fibrinogen binding; fibronectin binding; integrin binding
Source: RefSeq, a predicted model, not a curated record